AUGGAAGCACCAGCGUGGUCCACCAUCAUCGCAUCGGCCACAGCAGUCAGAACGAAUCUGGCAUCGGCGACCUUGUCCUCCUCUGCUGCCAUUGCGACGACGCUGGGUGCGAUGGAGCAGGCCCCGGGUCCUCCAGAGGGCAACGGCGAGUGUCAACUUCUGGGGCCCUUCUCUCUCCUGGUUCAGGGCGCCUUGGGGGGUCUGGCGCUUUUGUCUCUUGUUUAUAAACGGUGGAAGGAGAGACCGCAGCGGCCGUUGAAGAUCUGGGCGUUCGAUGUGUCCAAGCAAGUGUUUGGCUCGGUGAUGCUACAUUUGGCCAAUCUGCUCUUGUCCCUGUUCUCUGCCGGUCAUUUCGAGAUCAGGCAGCAAUACCAACCUAAUCCGUGUUCCUUUUACCUACUCAACCUUGGAAUCGACACAACACUCGGUAUCCCGAUUCUCUACCUGGUCCUCCUCAUUAUCAACCAGCUUGCGUUAUACACCCCUCUCGCACGACCGCCCGAGUCUAUCGAGUCCGGCAACUAUGGUCAACCUCCGAAAGUGAUGUGGUGGUUCAAACAAGCAAUCUUGUAUUUCUUGGGUCUCUUGUGGAUGAAGUUUUCCGUCUUUAUUCUUAUCCAAGUGUUCCCCGUGAUUGUCAAGGUCGGUGACUGGGCCCUCCGCUGGACAGAGGGAAACGCGGCACUGCAAAUCACAUUCGUGAUGCUACUGUUUCCUCUGAUCAUGAAUGCGAUGCAGUACUACAUCGUGGACACCUUUAUCAAGCGCAAACUCACGGUGGACGAUGAAGGCGACGCAUUCAGCACUGAGGGGUCCAGGCACGCUACCAUCCAUGACGAGCGGCACCGACGUGCUUUGCUCGGGGACGAUGACAGCUCUGUCGACGAAGAUUCAGAGCCGGAGGAUGCGGAGAUUGGGAAGCCCAGGAGCCCCCUUUCUACGGACAUGCACAGUCCUAGUAGUGUCGAUGAUGAUUACGAUCCUGUGGUCAACGGCCCCGAUUCGUUUCCCGAGUCGUCGUCGAGUAACCACCGGUUGAGUCAAGUGAAGCCUUGA
Messenger RNA from Talaromyces rugulosus, 1056 nucleotides. RefSeq lists its product as uncharacterized. The transcript is spliced from 2 exons. Gene Ontology annotation, cellular component: membrane. The coding region runs from base 1 to 1056 and encodes 351 amino acids. The record is from RefSeq and is a predicted model, not a curated record. Lineage: Eukaryota; Fungi; Ascomycota; Eurotiomycetes; Eurotiales; Trichocomaceae.